UAAAUCAUAUGGAAAAAUUCAUCAUAAUUACCUUGUUUUAAUGGAAAAUGAUUAAUUUUUUAAAUUUGGUACACCUUAAAUACCAAGAAUUCAGGUUCCUUAGACUCAUGAAUGGUUCCACUUUAGCUGCCAUCACAAGAAUGUUUUCUUACUCCUACUAAUUAAGCAAGAGAAGUGAAAUUUCAAACGCAGCUUUGACGUAACUAGUAAAGUUGAUGUCAUGUGAUCAGGAGGUCACGAGUUGAGCCGUGAAAACAGCAUGGUAAACUUGUUUCUAUGUGCCAGGAGGUCACAGGUUCGAGCCGUAAAAAUAGCCUAUUGCAGAAAUGCAGGGUAAGGCUACGAACGAUAGACCCUUAUGGUCUGAUCCUUCCCCGUACCCCAUGCACAGCGGGAGCUUUUAUGGAAACUGAACAAUAUUGCUGAUUUUGCUGCAGUCUAAUGCAUUUGCAAAAAUGGGAAAGAGAAGAAAUUGGUUUACAUUUGUGAAAAGACUACUUUUCAUUCCUGAGGCAAAACCAAAAGCUGAAAAGAAACUAAGGAGAUGGAAAUGGUUUUUGAGAAGGUUAAAAUACCAGCAUUGUCCUCCAGCAAUUGAAGCACCUCAGAAAACACUAAUAAUUGAGGCAACAGAACAGCAGAGGAAACAUGCUUUGGCUGUUGCUCUGGCAACAGCAGCUGCAGCUGAGGCUGCUGUAGCUGCUGCCAAUGCUGCAGCUGAAGUUGUCCGACUUACUAAUGCUCCGUAUGAGCUCGAUAGGAAACGGAAGAAUGCCGCCAUUAGAAUCCAAACCGCUUAUCGCGCACACCUUGCAAGGAAAGCAUUAAGUGCAAUGAAGGGACUCGUGAAGCUUCAAGCAGUGAUCCGAGGUGAACUUGUGAGACGAAGACUCGUUGCCAAAUUGAAGUGCAUGCUGCCAUUUCAAAUGUCAAAGCCGCGAGUUUAUCAUAUCAGAGUUCCUACUGUUGAAGAAUACUAUGAGAGUAUCGAAAAGAAACUUGAUAGUAGUCCAGAGGGAAACAUGAAUUCUAAUGAAUUAAAACUAAAAUGCAACAGCCAAAGGACUUGGGAUUUCAGUUUGGCUUCAAAAGAAGCCUUGUGUUUAAGAAGACAAGAAGCCAUUGCCAAAAGAGAGCGUAUGAUGAAAUACUCGUUUUCACAUCGGGAGCGGAGAAAUGAUCAUGUUCUGCACGAACCAUUAUUCAAUAAGGAAAAUCGUAGGAGCAGCAGGUUCGAUCAAUGGGCAGAACUUGAAGCACCAAGAAAAGCAGAAAUAUUUGAGCAACUGAGGUCAUUUGCAGACUCAAAUACUAUUCCUCUAGGUGACAUGAACCAGAUGGCACAACUCAAAAUGAGAGAAGCGCGUAAACAAGAUUUCAUAGAGGACUUAAAUUCUCCGUCAUCGCUACCAAGGAGAUCAUUUUCUCAUGUGAAACAGAAAUCAAUUGGUGAAGAUAGCUCUUUACCAAGUUCUCCUAUGAUUCCUACUUACAUGGCUGCUACAGAAUCUGCAAAAGCAAAGACUAGAUCAAUGAGCACACCGAAGCAACGGCUAAUGUUGCAUGAAACAUAUUUAGGUCAAUGUUCUCCUCACAUGCUCAAGCAUACUUCUUGGACUUCAUUUAAUGGUGAAGUGAACAGCAGUACUACAAAGAGUGAAAUCUCUCAGCAGACAGCUAUAAAUGUAAAAGGGUUUUGUCGCGGUUGAAAAGCUUAUUUCCAGCAGGGCAAGACAGAAACUUCAAGCGUGCAUCAGUUAUAGAACUCGAAAACAAAUAAUCAAGAGAAGCUAUAAUUUGGAUUUGUAGCUGCUUGAGUAAGGAAAAGAAGCAUUUUCCUUUUUUGUUUCUGGUUUCGUACUUUUACAGACUACACAUAUAUAUAUGUAAAUAGUUCAAAAAUAUCUACUUUCUGGUUUGUUUUUGCCCAAUUUUGUGUGGUUCAGAGAGUUUGAGUUUGCUUGAGGCAGUGAUGGUUGGUGUUGUUUGAUGGCUUUUCUUGUAAGCAUUUCUACUUCUGAUUUUUCAUAUAGAUUUCCUCCUUUGCCUGCUA
Molecule: messenger RNA, 2053 nt
Organism: Nicotiana tabacum (common tobacco)
Lineage: Eukaryota; Viridiplantae; Streptophyta; Magnoliopsida; Solanales; Solanaceae
Product: protein IQ-DOMAIN 12
Molecular function (GO): protein binding
Source: RefSeq, a predicted model, not a curated record